Messenger RNA from Homalodisca vitripennis (glassy-winged sharpshooter), 4392 nucleotides. Its product is annotated as Ig-like and fibronectin type-III domain-containing protein 1. Gene Ontology annotation, molecular function: protein binding. The record is from RefSeq and is a predicted model, not a curated record. NCBI's taxonomy places the organism in Eukaryota, Metazoa, Arthropoda, Insecta, Hemiptera, Cicadellidae.
CGCUCGCUGCCUCAGUCGGUGUGUGUUCCCCUGUCAGUGCGGUUCUCUAGUCGUGCCCCCAUCCUUGUUUGUGAGUUUGAGCGCUACUUCUUCUAUCAGUAGCCUGUCCAGUUUAACAGGUCUCCUGGAACUAUUGACCUGUGUCGCCUAUAUCGAGAUAUCUCCUAUUUACUCUGUCAUAUCGAUACGUGAUGUGCUUCUGACGAAUUAGGAAAAAAAUCACAACAAUAAAGGAUUUAAAGUGUGAAGAUGGAAGGAGUAAGCUUACUGUUGAUGAUUGUUUUAACUCUCUCAUAUACUGUUGGGGAUGAAUUGCCUAGAGAGCGCGAUGGGGAGCCAAAUCCAGUCUAUGUGUACGAGGGAGAUGACGCCUUGAUAACGUGUGUGGUGAGGGAUAUCGGCAACAACUCAGUGGUGUGGAAGCGUGAGGAACUGGACACUCGUCGCUGGAAGUUCCUUACAGUCGGACAUUCCAGAAUAACUCUCGACUACAGGAUACAAGUCCUUCAUGAUGAUGGUGGCGUGGUUUGGGUGUUGGCCAUAAAAAACGUAAAGCAUUCCGACUCUGGACUGUACUCUUGCGAGGUCAACAGCAACCCUGUAUUUAGAUCAUACUACAAACUAUCAGUGCUGGCGACGAAUCUCCAGCCGCCACAGGUGAGCCAUGCCGUGUCACAGACGGAUGUAGAAGAUUCAGUGGAGGCCACCGCGACCACCAAUCACAACUACACCAGCUGUUGCAUAGACACCAAUGUGUCUAAGGGUUGUCUCGGCUUCUGCAACAUACAGAGUAUCCUUGAUGGUCAGACGGGGCAAGACCCAGAAAAGUGUGAAGCUGACUUUCCAGCGAUCGUGCGUUGUAUGGCAGAUGGACGUAACCAUGUUCCUUGCUGCAUGGACGAGGGAGUCCCAGAUAUCUGCCAGGAUGUGUGUAGAGGAGAGUACACUAUGAUAACAGACAACAUCAAGACUCACUUUUCCUGCUCAGCGUAUACAGAGAAGACUCUAUCCUGUAUUGUCGAGGGAAUAGAAAUACUACCUGGACAGCCCAGAAGUGUUGAAGUUGAAGGAAUAAGUGACACGUCUAUAAAAGUUUCGUGGAUCCCACCAUUUACUAAUGCAGAGACGAUAACAGAAUAUGUUGUCAACGUGACUAUGCUACGAUCAUUCGACGCCAACACGGACUCUAUAUCAGAUUCUCAGAACUCUAGUCAAUACAUAAUAACACCCCAUACUGUACAAAUUACUGUUAAGGUUUCGAAAGGAACGAACAACGCCGUUGUGGGUAACCUAGUCCCCUUCACGAUGUACGAAGUUACAGUGACGGCCAAGAACAUACAUGGAACCAGUUUACCAUCGAAUGCUAUCAGAUCCUUGACCCUCACUCCGGGUCUGUCAAAGCCAGUCAACACCGCCAAGCCUCCUAAGCUACCUGACAUCAAGGCAUGUUGCGUUGAGCAAGGCAUCACACAUAAGACGUGUUUGGAGAAGCUGUGUAACAUUCCUCAGUCGUCAUUGGCAGAAGUAACAGACUUGAUGAUCUGUGCGCCUUGGUCGCGUCAGACGUUCAGCUGUCUGGCGAACGGCAUGGACCACACGCCUUGCUGCCGCGCCCGAGGACUGCCCGAUCUAUGCCAGGACUUGUGCUCAGGCAAUAUCACUCAACUCGACUUCAGCUAUUUCAAGUGUGUGAAAUACAUGAGCACGUACUCAAACUGUUUGAUGCAAGGGUACGGUGUCCUCCCAAGUCAGCCAACAAAACUGCGGGUAUCAAAUAUUGAGACUAGCUAUGCCAUACUACACUGGGAGAAACCCAGAACACUGGGGGAGACAGUGUCUCACUACGAACUACACCACAGGUUACUCCAGGAUCAGGAGUAUACUAUUACAGACAAGGUCUUUUCUCCUUACAUCCUGGAGAACCUGACUAGCGACUCUCUCUACGAGGUUUACGUUUCAGCAGUGAAUAUCCACGGAGUGGGAGAACCCUCGCAGAGGGUGGUAUUCAGCUCACAGAGCAAGCUGCGAGAGGCCAAGGUGGAGGAGGCCGUGAACGAAUACAAUGUGACGGCAUGCUGUGUGGAGGCCGGCCUCAGCGACAUGUGUAUGCCCAUCUGCUCGUUCGACGCUAGCAUGACCAAAUUGAAGGCUCUAGGGAGCGUUUGUGCCAGUGAGUUCUCAAAGCUUCUGCGAUGUGGGGCGGGUGGCCGUAACCACCGGGGCUGCUGCUCCAGGCGGGGCGUGCCCCCCUCGUGCCUCCCUCUCUGUUCCGGUGUCAUUAUCGAGUCGGUCAUCGUCACUGUGUCUACCUGUGUGCCGUACAUCGGAAACAUCGUUCAGUGCUUCGAGGAAGGUACAGGCCUACUCCCCGGUCCCGUACAGGAGCUACACGCUGUAGAUGUCACCGACUCUGAAGUCGUAUUGAGUUGGGAGCCUCCAAACGAUCACAGCAACGUCACCGACUACGUCAUUCACUAUAAUAAAGUGGACAACACUUCCAUGCAUGAGACACUGCUUAAACUUGAUAAUCAACAAAACGCAUCUGAUACUACAGCCACCAUCAGAGGACUAGACAAAGGUGCCUUGUAUAACAUCUUCGUUGUGUCUCGCAAUGAGCAUGGAACAUCACUCCCGUCGUCUUUACUUCUCAUCAACACAACUAAGACAGAAAUGAGUGAAGGAGGUAUUGCAGGAGUAACUUCACCCCCUCACUCAAUGGCAGUCUCUAGUCACAGCGCCACGUUUGUCACAAUUUCUUGGCAGCCACCGGAGUUUAGCCACCCCUCGGAGCCGAUUAAAUAUGUGCUUUACUACAAACCAAGCUCAGAACAGGCCUUUGUAAGUGUGAAUACUUCGGUGACGUCCCACAUGAUAGACGGCCUCAGGCCGAAUACCAAGUACAUAGCUUACGUUACAGCCAUCUCCAAGAAAGGACAAAGCCUUCCUUCAGAGACUUUGGUAGCAUGGACUGACCCGGCCUUCCCCGCUUUUGUGGAGCCACCUACGGUGCACCCUAUAAAUUUGGUAGUCGAAGGGAGUAGCAUGACCAUACUGUGUAUUGCCAUGGGCACACCUAUGCCUACGAUUUCUCUCUACAUCUCUGGUCGCCUGGUAAGGCAGGAGGUGACCCGACAUAUGGUCACCGUCAUAUACAACGUCACACGAGACAUGGACCACAUCUCCUGCUACGCUGAUAAUGGAUACGGCACCCCUAUGGAGAGAAGAAGGAAGAUCACCAUCAGUCGCAAGCCGCACAUCACCGCCUCAGGUAUAACGAUGGCAGCGUAUGGCGACUCUGUUGUCCUGGAGUGUGUCGUCGAUGCUCACCCAGAACCUAAGAUGCUUUUCUGGCGAGAUUACGCCAACAGAGUUCCCGUAAUACAAGGCGCCAAGUAUGACGUCAGCAUCGCUCCAACAAAGGAUGAUCAGGAUUCCUGGUACAUGCAUUUAACUAUUAAGACCAUAACGAAGGGGGAUGAAGGAGACUAUUACUGCCACGCUGAGAACAAUUUUGGGAACGACACCCAGCCGGUGUCCGUCCGAAUACGAAAUAUUCCUUCCAUCAACAACGUAACACAGUGUUGUAUUGAACAAAAUGUCUCAUCCUCCUGUCAAGAUGCUUGCUCAUUCUUCCUCGACAUUGACGCUGUUAUUGACAAGCCAGAAUGUAUAAACGACUUUCACAAGUUGAUGAAAUGUGCUGCAGACGGAUCUGACCACCGCAGCUGUUGCGCUCAUAACGGCGUGGAGCGACUCUGCCUGGACUGGUGUCGUGGAGAGCCGUUGUAUACCCCUGACAGCAAGGUCUGCCUUCUCUCGCACACUAAACGUAUCAUGUCCUGUUUCCGGGAGGGUAGAGAUCGACUGCCUGGCCCACCAGUAAACGUGAGGAUAGAAAAGUUGGAUUCUACGUCAGUUGUUGUGCGCUGGGAUCCUCCUCAGAAGAAUCCGCACACAGUAGAAAUGUACAGGGUGUUCUGGAGGCAGUACGGUGUAAGGAUCCCCCCUCUGAAGAACGACAGCCGCGCCACAAGCCUCAGGAUCACGGGCCUGAAGGAGGGAGUUACCUACGAGUGUGUGGUGAAGGCGGGCAACACACGCGGCACCAGCGUCCUCACUGAACCCGUCAAGUUUGUCAUGGACGACAAGUACACUGUCAUCCUGCCUGCAACGUCCAACGAUCACUCGCAAGGAUUGAUGAUCGUGGGGGUGAUGCUAAUGCUGGUAGUUGUGGUUGCCAUGGUAACGGCAGCUGUGUGGCUGGUCAGAACUAAAGUACUUCUGGGUAGGAAGUCCUCAGGAGGAGUAGCGUUUGAGAAUCCCAGCUACCUCAGAGAAGUGAAUAUGGAUCACAUACAGGUAUUAUUAAAUUUGUAGUUUUAUUUAUAAAAU